Messenger RNA from Chenopodium quinoa (quinoa), 5022 nucleotides. Its product is annotated as pentatricopeptide repeat-containing protein At1g28690, mitochondrial-like. Gene Ontology annotation, molecular function: protein binding; RNA binding. The record is from RefSeq and is a predicted model, not a curated record. The transcript has 3 exons. Bases 235 to 1836 code for a protein of 533 amino acids. Gene Ontology annotation, biological process: RNA modification. NCBI's taxonomy places the organism in Eukaryota, Viridiplantae, Streptophyta, Magnoliopsida, Caryophyllales, Amaranthaceae.
CAAAAAAAAAAAAAAAAAUACUAAAAACAUACCAGGAAAUACAGAGUAGUUCCUCAAAAAAAAAAAAAAAAAAAAAAAAAAGGAAAUACCGAGUAGAAAUGUAUAAUGUACUGUAUAAUGGGAGCUAUCACUUUUAAGCUGCACUCUCUUCUCCAUUGAAGCGCGUACUCUGAGCUUUCUCUCCUCCAUUGAAGCAGCUUCUGAGGUCAUAGUGAGCCAGGGUUAUGGUGUAAGAUGAGAAAUGUCAAAGUAACCCAAAUUAGAUCUCUAUGCUUCUCAGCUUUGCAUGUGCCGAAAUUCCACUCACCAACAGCUGCCUGUAUUUCAAAUUCAACUUCGGUUUCGCUGUCAACCACUAUUCAACAGUUCAUUAAUUCAGAUUCACCUUCACAUGGCUUAAAGAUUCAUAGCCAUAUUCUUAAAGCUGGUUAUCAACUAAAUAAGAACAUUUCUAUCAAACUACUCAUCCUUCAUUUGAAAUCUGGCUUUAUGAAUUAUGCGAGGCAGUUGCUUGAAGAAAUGCCUGAUCCAUCACUCUCUGCUUAUAAUUAUUUGCUUAAUGCUUAUGUGAAGCAUGGCAAAGUUCUGGAAACUUUUGAUUUGGUUCGUCAGAUGUGCAAUUCUGAUGAAAAGCCUGACAGCUUUACACAUUCAUUGAUACUAAAAGCGUGGGCUUCUGUACCUGUUCCCUUAUUUUUUAUCUGUGACAUAGGAAGACAAGUGCAUGCUCGGAUUCUAAAAUAUGAUGAUGUAGUGGAUGUUGUUCUUCUUGCUACCUUAAUAGAUAUGUAUGUCAAAUCUGAAAGGCUUGGUUAUGCUAGGUGUGUGUUUAACUCAAUGUCAGUGAAGAAUGCCAUUUAUUCUACUUCAUUGAUAUCUGGCUACUUAAGAAGUGGUAACAUGGAGGAUGCUGAGUCGCUGUUUCAAGAGAUAGUUGACAAAGAUGUUGUGGUAUUUAAUGCUAUGAUUGAAGGUUAUAGUAAGUCAACUGAUACAGCAAAGAAAUCGGUUCAAAUUUUCAUUGAUAUGUUGAGACAAGGUUAUUUACCUACAAUUUCCACUUUCGCGAGUCUUAUUGGAGCAUGCUCUCUGUUGGCAUCAGUUGAAAUUGGUCAACAAGUACAGAGUCACCUGGUGAAAACUAAGUAUUUUAUUGACGUGAAAAUUGGGAGUGCUCUAAUAGAUAUGUAUUCAAAAUGUGGAAGAACUGAUGAUGCUCGUCAAGUAUUCGAUUCCAUGCCUGAAAAGAAUAUAUUUUCGUGGACAUCCAUGAUUGAUGGGUAUGGAAAAAAUGGGAAACCCUAUGAAGUGAUUGAAAUGUUCAGCAAAUUGCAAGCAAAGAAUCAAAUAAAACCCAAUUAUGUUACAUUCUUGUGUGCUAUCUCGGCAUGCACAUAUGCUGGGUUUGUAGACAAAGGUUGGGAGAUCUUUGAAAGCAUGGAGAGGGACUAUUCAUUAAAGCCUCGGAUGGAACACUAUGCUUGCAUGGUGGACCUUUUAGGGCGCUCUGGGAAUGUAGAGCAGGCAUGGGAAUUUGUGAUGAGAAUGCCCGAAAAACCUAAUUCAGAUGUUUGGGCUGCUUUGCUCAGCUCAUGUAAAUUGCAUGACAAACUAGAGAUGGCAAGUAUAGCAGCAGAUGAACUUUUUAAUUUGGGUGCUUAUGGAAGGCCAGGUUCAUAUAUUGCCUUAUCUGACUCACUGGCUGCUGCGGGAAAGUGGGACUCUGCAAAUAAAGUUAGGGAACUGAUGAAGCAGAGAGGAGUAUUAAAAGAUACAGGCUUGAGUUGGACAGGAGCAGAUGAUGGUCUGAAACGGUUUCAUGUUGGUCUAAGGUGAAGGUGAAAUGGAUAUUGACAUCAUAUGAAUAGCCUAAUGGUUUUUAAGCUGGCAACAAUCAGCUCACUUGCAUUUGCAUGAUUAUUCAGAUAAUCACCUUUGGGAUUUAUCUGCAUCAGAAUUACUUUUGAAAAGCACAGUCUGCACAGAUAUAUGCAUUUGCUACAACAAAGCUUCCAGUUGAAGGGCUUGCACACACUCCAGAAAAAGCAUCACCUAUUGAUGUAUGCUGUUGGAAAGAAGAAUGGUGUACAGAUAUGCUGGGUUGGUAGACGAAGGUUGGGAGAUAUUUGAAGUCAUGGAGAGGGACUAUACAUUGAAGCUUCAGGUGAAGCACUAUGUUUGUAUGGCUAAUCUUUUGUGCCACUUUGGAAACAUAGCGCUCAUGUGGGAAGUUUAUUAUGAGAAUACCAGAAAAAAACUAUUUCAACUUUUAAGUGUCUGGGCUGGUUUGCUCAGUUCAUGCAAACUGCUUUGCAAAGUAUGGGAAGUCUAGUGGUUUAUGAAUAUUUUAAAUUGUGUCUCGAUUGAAAAAUUGGCUCACACGUUUCCCUAUUAGACUCAUUUGCUGCUGCUGGAAAGUGGGAUUCUAUAAAUGAAAUUUGGGUUCAUACCAACUGAUAAAGCAAAUUGGGAUAUCGAACACUAUGGGCUUCAGUCGGACAGGAUACAAUGAUGGUCUGAAACAGCUUUUAUGCUAGGGGGUAAUUGUAGAGGUGACAAUUGGGUCAUCCGGAUAGGGUUCUGUUCAGGUCAGUUGAUUUGGGUCAAAUUCAGGAGAUGAAGCAAUUAGGUUCCAGAGUUGGAAACACUGUUAUUUGCUCAUUUCUUGCUAAGAGACUGGGGGGGUCAGACACACUGUUAUAUGCCUGAUCUUCUGCAUGAAGUUAUUUGCUCAUUUCCUACUAAGAGACCACCCAGUAAAAAGGAGCAAGGUCUGUUCAUUUGCUACAACAAACCAUCUAGCUGCAGGAACUGCCAACAUACUCCAGAAACAAUUUUCGGCUUUUGAAGUGUGCAGUGCGUUUGCUUCACUACUGUCUGGUAUCUACACAUCAAUUGCAAACGAUAGAGGGUUGUAUGGGACCAAGAAAACGCUGAAAUACAAGGUCAAUUUCUAGAAUCUGGCGAUAAGGAGGUGGUGUCUCGCAAAAAAACAAAUUAUAUUAAGGUGUGUUCUUACAAGUUUUUAUUUUUAUUUUAAAAUUUUUUUUAAAGGUGGUUUUCCUACUAUAGAAAUAAUGAAUAAUUUUGUGAGGUUUCCAGAAAUUUUUUUAGCAUGACUUGCACCCUGAAUUACCCCCACACGUGUGCCUUGCAUGUGUGAGUAUUGCUCAUAAGGGGAUGAACAAACUUUUUAUAAUCCUAAAAUAUAGAUUGGUAAACUCAAUGGAGACAAAUUUAAAAAGAAAAUUAACAAUAAUCUAAGAAUAGUCAUUCAUAUAAACUAAUGGAAACCAAAUCUUGCAAACAUCAAGCUUUACUGCUUUAGUACGUACACCACAAUGUUGAUAGAUUUAUUUUUGGUAUUUAAAGAGCCACAAGGACGGGUGACGAGAAUUAAUCACAUGAUUCCUGAAACCGGGAUGAAAGCUAAUUGAGUUAUCCCUCACUCCACAAUUGUUAUAUGGUACUAUGGUAGUUCACCUUAUUCAUCAUACACAAGAAAGCCUAUUAAAGGAAAUUUUGCAUUAAACCACCUUUUAUAACCACUUUUUUGCAGGAAACCACCUUAUAAAUUUUUUUCGCAAAAACACACCUUAAUCUAUAUUUUUUUUGUAAGGCCACACCUUUUCCCGGAAAAUAGAGUUUGACCUUGUUUUCCGGGGUUGACCUGACCACGUGCUUUGCACAUGACCCCCUAAAACCACUAACCCUCCUUUUUUCCUCUGCCCCAGCCCCCUCCCCCUUCCAGUGGCCGGCAACCACCUCCCUCCUUCGUCGCCGGCGACCGCAUCCCCUCCCUUUCCCAUUCCCGUCCUUAAACCCAACCCUCAAGCCCAACCCAUUCCCAUACCUUCGUGAAGCGCAACAUUCAUGGCGGUUGACGAAUGGCGGAGUGUGGGUUUAGGUUAAUAAAUCGAGCGGCGCUGCUUUAGGUGGAAAAGGAGGAGAGAGAAUUCAUGGGCAGCGCUUUAGGAAAGUAGGUGGUGGUGGAUCUCGGGUUCGGGUGGUUAGGGUGAAGAAAGUGAUGGUGGUUAGGUGGAAGGGGAGGAGAGAGAAUUCGUGGGUUGGGGGAAAGGGAAGGGAGCAGGAUCGCCGGCGCAGGGGUAGGGAGGUGGUUGCCGGCGCCUUUAGCUAGCAGGGUCUGGCAGCGGGUGGGGGAAAUUAGUUGGCUGGGUUUUUGGUUGGCUAUGGAAAGUGGUUGGCCGCCGGAAAAUUGGUUAGUGCGUCCUUUUAGGGUGUCACGUGCGAGACAUGUGGUGGGUCAACCCCGGAAUACAAGGUCAAAGUCUGUUUUCCGGCCAAAGGUGUGAUCUUGCAAAAAAAAUUUAGAUUAAGGUGUGUUUUUGCGAAAAAAAAUUUAUAAGGUGGUUUCCUCUAAAAAUAUGGUUAUAAAAGGUGGUUUAAUGCAAAAUUUCUCCUAUUAAAUUAUAUUGUUUACGUAAUCAUUAUUGAUAUAUGGUACUAAGAUAGUUCACCUUUUUCAUCAUCAUAACAAGAAAGCUUAUUAAAUAACUACCUUUACAUAUUAUUUGCAACGGAGGUAGUAUGUUGUUUACCUAAUUCAUUAUUUAAAUAUAGAUGUAGUAAAACUAGUAAUAUAAUUUGCAGUUUGACCAGGCCCCUUAGAAUUAACCAAGAAGGAUUUAAUAUGGAUGUGAGAGCUCGUAAGAAUAUGACAUCAAGCAAUGCACCAGUUGCUGCAGCGAAGAGAAAAAUCAACCACAGCGUCGGCAACAAACCCAGCCAUUGACACUACCAAAGUGCCAAACUUCAUAAUUGCUGUCGUUUAUUUUUUUUUUGAUAUCAGGAGACUAAAAGAAAGUUACAUAAUGGUAAACGACGUAAAAUUCAAUCUGCACCUAUUCGCUAGAUCAUGAGCUACAUGUACCUGGUAUCUUCCCACUUUUAGGGGUGGCAAAUAGGUCGGGUCGGGUUCAGGUCGACCUGUUUAUAUAAACGGGUCAGAACCCCAAACCUGAACCCGACCUGUUUACAUAAACAGGUCAGAUUUUCGAACCC